GAUUGGUCGCUCCAUACGCACCGUCAAGUAUUAGUACAGUCAAACAGACAAACCGCACUUUAGCCUCGAUAGAAAACCCCGCAGAAAGAGAAAAGAGAGAGAGAAAGAGAGACUCGUUGUUGUUGUUGUUGAGUGUAAAGCUUAUUUGAUUGUUAAGAAAAGUAUCGAAGACACAAAAGACAGUUUGAUGGUAAUGAUGAAGAGUUUGAUGAAGAGACCUUACUGUUCACAUGGUUGAAAUGGGUAUUGGAUUCACCAACUUGACGCGACCAAAACCAAGCUGUGCGUUGAGUCGCUCCUUUCACUUGCGUCACAAGUCUUUCAUAUACCACCACCAACACCAUCAUGAUCCAUUGCCUUGAACCUUUUAUAGGAUCUCAGUCGCGGAUCCACCACAACCACUUUCAUAGUCUGCUUUCUUUCUCCAAUGGACCCCACAUCUCGUCCGGCCGUCGUCAUCGACAACGGCACCGGGUAUACUAAGAUGGGUUUUGCGGGGAAUGUAGAGCCUUGUUUUAUUCUUCCAACAGUAGUAGCAGUCAACGAGUCAUUUCUAAACCAAUCAAGAACGUCUUCAAAGUCCAAUUGGCUUGCGCAAUACAACGCAGGCGUCAUGGCGGACCUUGAUUUCUUUAUUGGGGAUGAAGCAUUCACGAGGUCGCGAUCUAGUAGCACUUAUAAUCUUAGUUAUCCUAUUAGGCAUGGCCAGGUCGAUAAUUGGGAUGCUAUGGAACGGUAUUGGCAGCAAUGUAUUUUUAAUUACUUGCGUUGUGAUCCCGAGGAUCAUUAUUUUUUGCUGACAGAGAGUCCGCUUACUGCACCAGAGAGUAGAGAAUACACUGGUGAAAUUAUGUUUGAGACUUUUAAUGUUCCAGGCCUUUAUAUUGCGGUGAAUUCGGUGCUUGCUCUUGCAGCUGGUUACACGGCAUCUAAGUGUGAGAUGACAGGUGUUGUUGUGGAUGUUGGAGAUGGGGCUACUCAUGUUGUACCUGUUGCAGAUGGUUAUGUUAUUGGGAGUAGCAUCAAGUCAGUUCCUAUUGCUGGAAAAGAUGUUACUCUCUUCAUUCAGCAGCUCAUGCGGGAAAGAGGAGAGAAUGUACCACCAGAAGACUCAUUCGAGGUUGCUCGAAAAGUAAAGGAAAUGUAUUGUUAUACAAGUUCAGACAUUGUCAAGGAGUACAACAAGCAUGACAAAGAACCAGCAAAAUAUAUUAAGCAAUGGAGAGGUAUCAAACCAAAGACAGGGGCACCAUACACUUGUGAUAUUGGUUACGAACGAUUUCUUGGCCCUGAGAUUUUCUUUAAUCCGGAGAUCUAUAGCAGCGAUUUUACCACUCCUUUACCAGCUGUAAUAGAUAAGUGUAUCCAGUCUGCGCCAAUUGACACAAGAAGGGCAUUGUAUAAGAAUAUAGUUUUAUCUGGAGGAUCAACCAUGUUUAAGGACUUCCACAGAAGGUUGCAACGGGAUUUGAAGAAGAUUGUGGAUGCUCGGGUUCUUGCCUCUGAUGCUCGACUUGGUGGUGAAUUAAAAGCGCAACCUGUGGAAGUUAAUGUUGUCAGCCAUUCUAUCCAGAGAUUUGCAGUAUGGUUUGGUGGUUCAGUACUUGCAUCAACACCAGAAUUUUUUGCGGCUUGCCAUACAAAAGAAGAGUACGAGGAAUAUGGAGCAAGCAUAUGCCGCACAAAUCCUGUUUUCAAGGGGAUGUAUUGAUAAAAAGAAUGAUUUCUGCUGAUUGUUUGGCAGGCAUUUCUUGAUGUUGUUCCAUCAAUUGCCUAAGCCUCAUUGCCCUCCUCUCAUCUUUGCUUCUUGUUAAAUGUUAAUCAUGGAUGAGAAAUGGUGUAAAAUAUAGGGGAAAAAAAUAGGUUUCCUGUAUUCAUUCAUUGAUUAGGGAGCUAAAGAGGAAUUUCUCAUCUGCCAAUAGGAUGCGGCAAUUUGGUUGCAAGUAGGCCGUGCUGGCACUUCGGAUCAGAUAAGAAAUUAUGAAUUAGGCAAACAUCAACACAGCUGAAUUGCAUUUGAAGUGUUCAGCUUAGAAGGAUAUGAUAAAAAAAAAUUUCCCUUUUUUCCUUUUAAAUUGGUUGGGAGAGAUUAUUUCAGCAAGGUAUAUUUUGAGGUAGGCAGUUUGAUUCAUAUUAUUUGUCGUAUUGGAAGUACUAAUUUGAGUUAGAAAUUUGUUUAUGUGAAUUCAAUUUCUGUAUCCUCUUGUAGGUACAUGUACUGUACAUUGUAUGAAUGUUAAGAAACUUGUAUAAUGUGGAUGAUUCUUAGAAUUCUCAAUUGUU
Molecule: messenger RNA, 2283 nt
Organism: Pistacia vera
Lineage: Eukaryota; Viridiplantae; Streptophyta; Magnoliopsida; Sapindales; Anacardiaceae
Product: actin-related protein 3
Exons: 9
Coding region: 428-1711 (427 amino acids)
Biological process (GO): Arp2/3 complex-mediated actin nucleation
Cellular component (GO): actin cortical patch; Arp2/3 protein complex
Molecular function (GO): actin filament binding
Source: RefSeq, a predicted model, not a curated record